This is a messenger RNA of Spirodela intermedia, 402 nucleotides long. NCBI's taxonomy places the organism in Eukaryota, Viridiplantae, Streptophyta, Magnoliopsida, Alismatales, Araceae. The record is from the annotation of a GenBank genome assembly.
AUGAAUUAUAUAUUAAUUAACUUGAAGAAAUGUGACUUCAUGACUACUAAUUUGUUAUUCUUAGGAUAUGUUGUAAGUGCAAAUGAUAUCAAAGUAGAUAAAGAAAAACUCAGAGCUAUCAAAAAUUGGUCAAGACCAACUUUAAUUCAUUAGGUUCAAAGUUUUUAUAGAUUGGCAUCAUUUUAUAGAAGAUUCAUUCGAAACUUUAGCUCAAUAAUGUCUCAUAUUAUUGCUUGUAUAAAAAAGGAUCAAUUUAAAUGGACUGAUGAAGCUAGUAAAAGUUUUAUUAUGAUUAAAGAGAAAUUAUGUUUUGCUCCUAUUUUAGCCUUGCCAAAUUUUGAUAAUCUAUUUGAAGUAGUAUGUGAUGUAUCCAUAGUUGGCAUUGGAGGUGUACUGUCGUAA